Molecule: messenger RNA, 6251 nt
Organism: Haliaeetus leucocephalus (bald eagle)
Lineage: Eukaryota; Metazoa; Chordata; Aves; Accipitriformes; Accipitridae
Gene: CIT
Product: citron rho-interacting serine/threonine kinase
Exons: 47
Coding region: 1-6213 (2070 amino acids)
Biological process (GO): mitotic cytokinesis; actomyosin structure organization; peptidyl-threonine phosphorylation
Cellular component (GO): cytoskeleton; cytoplasm
Molecular function (GO): ATP binding; protein serine/threonine kinase activity
Source: RefSeq, a predicted model, not a curated record
AUGUUGAAGUUUAAAUGCGGUGCCCGAAAUACAGUAGAGGCAGGACCAAUGGAGCCCAUCAGCAGCCGAAUUUCUCGGCUAAAUCUGCUCUUUCAGGGGAAGCCACUCUUUGUGACUCAACAGCAGAUGUCUCCUCUCUCCCGGGAAGGCAUCCUUGAUUCUUUAUUCGUUCUUUUUGAAGAAUGCAGAAACCCCACUUUAAUGAAAAUUAAACAUGUUGGCAACUUUGUCAAGAAGUAUGCAGAGGCUAUAGCUGAAUUACGGGAACUGCAACCCAGUGUGAAGGAUUUUGAAGUAAAGAGUGUGGUUGGUAGUGGUCACUUUGCAGAUGUAAAAGUAGUAAGAGAGAAAGUUACUGGUGAUGUAUAUGCUAUGAAGGUGAUGAGCAAGGAGUCCUUGUUGGCGCAGGAGCACGUGUCAUUUUUUGAGGAAGAACGCAGUAUAUUAUCUCAAAGCACCAGUCCAUGGAUUCCACAGUUACAAUAUGCAUUUCAAGACAAGAAAAAUCUGUACUUGGUUAUGGAGUAUCAGCCUGGAGGGGACUUACUAUCACUCUUAAACCGAUAUGAGGACCAACUAGAUGAGAGUAUGGUGCAGUUUUAUCUUGCAGAGUUGGUUUUAGCCAUUCACAGUGUCCAUCAGAUGGGUUAUGUACAUCGAGACAUCAAACCAGAGAAUAUUCUUAUUGACCGAACAGGACACAUUAAACUGGUGGACUUUGGGUCAGCUGCCAAAAUGACAGUAAACAAAAUGGUAAAUGCCAAGCUACCUGUUGGCACACCUGACUACAUGGCACCAGAAAUGCUAACAGGGUUGAAUGGGGAUGGCAAAGCUUCUUAUGGUCCAGAAUGUGACUGGUGGUCUCUAGGAGUCAUUGCAUAUGAAAUGAUUUACGGAAGAUCUCCGUUUGCUGAAGGGACUUCAGCAAAAACUUUCAAUAACAUCAUGAACUUCCAGAGAUUUCUGAAGUUUCCAGAGGAUGUGAAAGUUAGUAGUGAAUUUCUUGAUCUGAUCCAGAGCCUGCUUUGUGGGCAGAAGGAAAGGCUAGGUUAUGAGGGACUCUGCUGCCAUCCGUUUUUUUCUAAAAUUGACUGGAAUAACAUUCAUAACUCUCCUCCCCCCUUCGUUCCUACUCUCAAGUCUGAUGAUGACACCUCAAAUUUUGAUGAACCAGAGAAGAAUUCGCGGGUUUUAUCCUCUACGCGCCAGUUGAACCCAGCAGGCUUCUCUGGUGAAGAUAUGCCGUUUGUGGGGUUUUCAUUCAUCAAGGCGUUGGGGAUCCUCAGAUCAGAAUCUGUUUUUUCAAGUGUGGAUUCUCCAGCCAAGAUCAGCUCCAUGGAAAAGAAACUACUUCUCAAGAGCAAAGAACUCCAAGACGCUCAGGACAAGUGUCACAAGAUGGAGCAGGAAAUGACGCGUUUGCACCGGAGAGUGUCAGAGGUGGAGGCUGUACUUAGCCAAAAGGAGGUGGAACUGAAAGCCUCUGAGACCCAGCGAUCCCUCCUGGAGCAGGACCUGGCCACCUAUAUCACAGAAUGCAGUAGCUUAAAGCGAAGCCUGGAGCAGGCACGGAUGGAGGUGUCUCAGGAAGAUGAUAAGGCACUACAGCUACUUCAUGAUAUCAGAGAGCAAAGCAGAAAACUGCAAGAGAUCAAAGAACAGGAAUAUCAAGCUCAAGUAGAAGAAAUGAGGUUGAUGAUGAAUCAAUUAGAAGAGGAUCUUAUUUCAGCUCGCAGGCGUAGUGAUCUUUAUGAAUCGGAGUUGAGAGAGUCCCGGCUGGCAGCUGAAGAAUUCAAACGUAAAGCUACUGAAUGUCACAACAAAUUGCAAAAGGUUAAAGAUCAAGGAAAAAAUGAAGCAGGAGAGUUGUAUUCCAAAUUGGAGAAGAUCAAUACAGAGCAGCAGGCCAAAAUCCAGGAGCUGCAGGAAAAGCUGACAAAGGCUGUCAAAGCUAGCUCAGAGGCAACUGAACUUCUUCAGAAUAUCCGUCAAGCAAAGGAGAGAGCUGAGAAGGAGCUAGAGAAACUGCAGAAUCGUGAAGAUUCUAAUGAAAGCAUGAAGAAGAAAUUGCUUGAAGCGGAGGAACGGCGCCAUUCUCUGGAGAAUCAAGUGAAGAGGUUAGAGACUGUGGAACGAAGAGAAAACCGUCUAAAGGAAGAUAUUCAAACUAAAUCUCAACAGAUUCAACAGAUGGCAGAAAAAAUUCUGGAGCUGGAAGAAAAGCAUCGCGAGGCUCAGAUUGCAGCACAACAUCUGGAACUGCAGCUGAAACAGAAGGAACAAUUCUAUGAGGAAAAACUCAAAGUGUUGGAAAAUCAGAUGAAGAAAGAUCUUGCAGAUAAGGAAGCACUUGAGAAUAUGCUCAGAAGACAUGAAGAAGAAGCACGUGAGAAAUGUAAAGUCCUGGCUGAACAGAAGGCAAUGAUCAAUGCAAUGGACUCAAAGAUAAGGUCACUGGAGCAGAGAAUAGUGGAAUUGUCUGAGGCCAAUAAACUGGCAGCAAAUAGCAGCCUUUUUACCCAGAGGAACAUGAAAGCCCAGGAGGAGAUGAUUUCAGAGCUCAGGCAACAGAAGUUCUACUUGGAAACACAAGCUGGAAAGUUAGAGGCCCAGAAUCGAAAAUUAGAAGAACAAUUGGAAAAGAUGAGUCACCAAGAUCACACUGACAAGAACCGCCUGCUGGAGUUAGAGACUAGGCUGCGAGAGGUUGGUCUAGAGCAUGAAGAACAAAAGCUGGAACUCAAAAGGCAGUUGACAGAAUUGCAGCUGACACUCCAGGAGCGGGAAUCUCAAAUUACUGGGCUGCAGGCUGCACGGACAGCCCUGGAGAAUCAGCUCCGCGAAGCCAAAACUGAACUAGAGGAGACAACAGCUGAGGCAGAGGAAGAGAUUCAAGCUCUCACGGCACAUAGAGAUGAAAUCCAGCGUAAAUUUGAAGCCCUUCGUAAUAGCUGCACAGUGAUUACGGAUUUGGAAGAGCAGCUGAACCAGCUCAGUGAAGACAAUGCAGAACUGAACAAUCAGAAUUUCUUCCUGUCCAAACAACUUGAUGAGGCCUCAGGGGCCAGCGAUGAGGUUGUCCAGUUGCGAAGUGAAGUGGAUCAUCUCCGUCGGGAGAUCACUGAGAGAGAGAUGCAGCUUACCAGUCAGAAACAAACUAUGGAGGCCUUGAAGACAACAUGUACAAUGCUGGAAGAGCAAGUAAUGGACUUGGAGGCCCUGAAUGAUGAACUCUUGGAGAAAGAGCGUCAGUGGGAAGCAUGGAGAAGUGUUCUAGGGGAUGAGAAGUCCCAGUUUGAAUGUCGAGUUAGAGAGUUGCAGAGGAUGCUGGAUACUGAGAAACAGAGCAGAGUGAGAGCAGAUCAGCGUAUUACUGAAUCUCGCCAGGUGGUAGAACUAGCUGUCAAAGAACACAAGGCAGAGAUUCUAGCCCUCCAGCAAGCACUAAAGGAACAAAAACUCAAAGCUGAGAGCCUUUCUGAUAAGCUCAAUGACCUGGAGAAGAAGCAUGCUAUGUUGGAGAUGAAUGCACGCAGUUUACAACAGAAGCUUGAGACAGAAAGGGAGCUCAAGCAGAGACUUCUGGAGGAGCAGGCAAAGCUGCAGCAGCAAAUGGAUCUGCAAAAGAACCACAUCUUCCGCCUAACUCAAGGUCUGCAAGAGGCUCUAGAUCGAGCAGAUCUUCUGAAGACUGAAAGAAGUGACCUGGAAUAUCAGCUGGAAAACAUUCAGGUUCUCUAUUCCCACGAAAAAGUGAAAAUGGAGGGUACUAUUUCUCAGCAAACCAAACUCAUUGAUUUCCUGCAGGCAAAGAUGGACCAACCAGCGAAAAAGAAAAAGGGCCUGUUUAGUCGGCGGAAAGAGGACCCUUCUUUACCCACACAGGUUCCCCUGCAAUACAAUGAGCUGAAAGUGGCACUGGAGAAGGAGAAGGCUCGUUCUGCUGAGCUGGAGGAGGCUCUACAGAAAACACGCAUUGAACUCAGAUCUGCUCGUGAAGAAGCUGCUCAUCGGAAAAUAUCAGACCACCCUCAUCCAUCUACUCCAGCCACAGCCAGGCAGCAGAUCAUCAUGUCUGCCAUAGUCCGCUCACCAGAGCAUCAGCCUACUCCGAUCAGUUUGCUAGCUCCACCCUCCAGUCGCAGGAAGGAGUCUUCCACACCAGAGGAGUACAGCCGACGCCUGAAAGAGCGAAUGCAUCAUAAUAUCCCACAUCGUUUUAACGUGGGGCUAAAUAUGAGAGCAACAAAAUGUGCGGUGUGUCUGGAUACUGUGCACUUUGGACGGCAAGCAUCUAAAUGUCUUGAAUGCCAGGUGAUGUGUCACCCAAAAUGCUCAACUUGCUUGCCAGCUACUUGUGGACUGCCAGCAGAAUAUGCCACGCACUUCUCUGAGGCAUUCUGCCGGGAUAAAAUGAAUUCUCCCGGUCUGCAGCUGAAGGAGCCAAGCAGCAGUCUGCGUCUUGAAGGAUGGAUGAAAGUGCCAAGGAAUAAUAAACGUGGGCAACAGGGCUGGGACAGGAAGUAUAUUGUCCUGGAAGGAACGAAAGUGCUCAUUUAUGAUGCAGAAGCAAGAGAAGCUGGACAGAGGCCUCUGGAGGAAUUUGAGCUCUGCCUUCCUGACGGUGAUGUAACUGUUCAUGGAGCUGUAGGAGCUACUGAACUUACCAAUACAGCAAAGACAGAUGUGCCAUAUAUCCUAAAAUUGGAGUCUCAUCCACACACCACUUGCUGGCCUGGUAGAACACUCUACCUGUUAGCACCCAGCUUCCCUGACAAACAGCGCUGGGUCACAGCACUGGAAUCAAUAGUGGCAGGUGGGAGAGUUUCCAGAGAAAAAGCUGAGGCUGAUGCUAAAUUGCUUGGAAACUCCCUGCUGAAGCUAGAGGGUGAAGACCGUUUGGAUAUAAAUUGCACAAUGCCCUUCAGUGACCAGGUAGUACUGGUGGGUGCAGAAGAAGGUCUCUAUGCCCUGAAUGUACUGAAGAAUUCCUUAACGCACAUCCCAGGAAUGGGUGCUGUCUUCCAAAUUCACCUCAUCAAGGAUCUGGAGAAGCUACUCAUGAUAGCAGGAGAAGAAAGGGCUCUGUGUCUUGUUGAUGUAAAGAAAGUGAAGCAAUCUCUAGCCCAGUCUCACCUCCCAGCUCAGCCUGAUAUCUCACCAAACGUCUUUGAGGCUGUCAAAGGAUGUCACCUUUUUGCUGCUGGCAAGGUUGAGAAUGGUCUUUGUAUCUGUGCAGCCAUGCCCAGUAAAGUGGUUGUUCUGCGAUACAAUGAGAGCUUGAGCAAGUUUUGUAUCAGAAAGGAGAUUGAAACCUCUGAGCCUUGCAGCUGCAUCCAUUUGACCACUUACAGCAUCAUCAUUGGAACCAACAAGUUCUAUGAAAUUGAGAUGAAGCAGUAUACGCUGGAAGAGUUUCUGGAUAAAAAUGACCACACUUUGGCCUCUGCCGUGUUUGCUGCUUCUACCAACAGUUUUCCAGUCAGUAUCAUCCAAGUGAACCCAACAGGGCAGAGGGAGGAGUAUCUGCUAUGUUUCCAUGAGUUUGGUGUCUUUGUGGAUUCCUAUGGAAGACGCAGUAGGACAGAUGACCUGAAAUGGAAUCGCUUGCCCUUAGCUUUUGCCUACAGGGAGCCCUAUCUGUUUGUGACCCACUUCAAUUCCCUUGAAGUGAUUGAGAUUCAGGCGCGAGCUUCUCUAGGAACCCCUGCACGAGCCCACUUGGAGAUACCAAAUCCACGGUAUUUAGGGCCUGCAAUUUCUUCUGGAGCUAUCUACUUGGCCUCCUCCUACCAAGACAAAUUAAGGGUGAUUUGCUGUAAGGGCAAUCUAGUGAAGGAGACCAACAAUGAGCAGCACCACAGAGGAUCUUCUGCUACACGCAGCAGCCCUAACAAGAGAGGUCCGCCCACAUACAACGAGCACAUAACCAAGCGGGUAGCAUCAAGCCCAGGACCACCGGAAGGUCCAAGCCACCCUCGAGAACCAAGCACACCACAUCGGUACCGCGAGGGAAGGACAGAGCUGCGGAGGGACAAGUCACCUGGGCGACCGCUGGAGAGGGAGAAAUCUCCAGGCCGGCUUCUGAGCACCCGCAGAGAAAGGUCCCCUGGAAGACUGUUCGAAGAGAGCAGCCGAGGACGAAUGCCUGUGAGUGGUGCCAGAACUCCUCUUGCUCAAGUCAAUAAGGUCUGGGACCAGUCUUCGGUGUAAGUCUCAGCUAGACAAAGUUACUCAUCUUGACCUGCAGG